Messenger RNA from Branchiostoma belcheri (Belcher's lancelet), 1585 nucleotides. RefSeq names its product neuronal acetylcholine receptor subunit alpha-10-like. Gene Ontology annotation, molecular function: acetylcholine binding; acetylcholine-gated monoatomic cation-selective channel activity; acetylcholine receptor activity. Gene Ontology annotation, biological process: nervous system process; regulation of membrane potential; monoatomic ion transmembrane transport. Gene Ontology annotation, cellular component: synapse; acetylcholine-gated channel complex; neuron projection. The record is from RefSeq and is a predicted model, not a curated record. The transcript is spliced from 7 exons. The coding region runs from base 31 to 1359 and encodes 442 amino acids. Lineage: Eukaryota; Metazoa; Chordata; Leptocardii; Amphioxiformes; Branchiostomatidae.
UUUGCAGGUGACCCUGACACGUAUCUGAAGAUGUCAUCAAGGGUCAUCACCCUGACAUGUGUUGUCCUUCAAGUUGCCUGCUUAAUACCCAUCGUCAGUCCUCAAGGCGCGAUCAAUGAAAACGUGCUCAUCGCCAGGCUCCUGGAGAACUACUCCACCGACGCGCGGCCCGUUCUGAACGCAUCUGACAUCAUCACAGUUACGUUUGACAUCGUCAUAGCGCAGAUUCUAGAGCUGAAUGCGAAGGAGCAGGUUCUUGCGUCAAAUCUAUGGGUGCGCCAGUAUUGGAGAGAUGAGUUUCUCACCUGGAAGCCUGAGGAGAACGGUAACAUCACCAUGGUGCACAUCAACAGCGAGAGGAUAUGGCGGCCGGAUACCAUCCUGUACAACAGGCUACACGACGAGGGUUGGUCAGCGACUCCGGACACUAACGCCAUAAUCCAGCACACCGGCGACGUGUUCUGGGGAUACCCGUUCACCGUGCGCAGCUCAUGCCUGCUGGACGUCACCCUCUUCCCGUACGACGUGCAGAGGUGUCCGCUAGAGUUCGGCUCCUGGACAUACCACGGCGCGCUCAUGGACUUCGUGAACAAGUCGGCAGAGGGCGUGACGGAAGAGUUCAUAGUGAAUGGAGAGUGGCUGCUGAGAUCGUUCGAAGCUGACAGACACGUGCACAGAAACAUCUCCGGAAACCCCUUUCCGACCAUCGAGUACACCAUAGAGAUAUCCCGCAGGACACUGUACUACAACUACUACGUAGUAGCGCCUUGUAUUCUGCUUGCUCUGUUGGCUCUUUUGGGGUUUUGCCUGCCAUCGGAUAGCGGGGAAAAGUUGGCGCUGAGCAUCACGAUGUUGCUGUCCUUGGUCGUCUUCAUGCAGCUGGUAACGGAGAAACUUCCCCCGAUAUCGACAAGCAUUCCACUGAUAGGAAAAUUUUUUGGAGGAGUUAUCGUGCUAGUCACCCUGUCUUCGGCCAUGACCAUCUUUGUCCUCAGUCUUCACUUCCGCGGGCCCAAAAUCUACCCAAUCCCGAUGUGGCUUCGCAAAGUCUUCUUCCUGGGUCCUCCAAAGGACACCAAAGUCAAGGUCAUCAAAAAUCCAAGGUCACACACCGUGAGGAGCAAUGGAGUUCCGGGGGAGACCACGCCCACCGAACCGGAAACCCAGAAGGUCUCGCAGACUCUCGCGAGAAUUGAGCAGAACAUCGCCCAUUUUAUAGAGGAGUACGACAAGAAGACGGCCUACACGGCCUUGGAGAAGGAGUGGAAGUUCUUGGCUAAACGGAUCGACAGGUGCCUCUUGGUGUUGUUCCUGGUCGCGCUAGUCAUCAUGGGCCUCGCCAUGCUUCUCGCGCGCUAAGAAUGGAACGUAGUUCUAGUACUAAAAAGCGAGCAUAUUAUAUUUUUAUCUAGCUUGCACAACUUUACGUACUUGAAGCUACUAGUAGAUACUCUCUGCCAGGCUUCAAGGAAGAGUGAAAAUUGGAGUGGCAAAUGCACUACAAGGCUAAUCUCCAAGCAGAUAUUUUGGUGGGGGUAAGACAGUAUCAAAUUGGCCAGUCUGUAACCAUUUCCCCACCCAAGGU